CACAUUUUCCUCUAAAUCAACAAAAUUCCCUUUGUUCAAAUGGGUGCUAAUCACAGCCGUGAAGAUCUGGAGCUUUCUGAUUCCGAGUCUGAAUCCGAAUAUGGGUCCGAGUCUCGAACAAGGGAGGAAGAGGAAGACGAAGAUAACUACUCAGAUGCUAAAACGACGCCGUCUUCCACUGAUCGGAAACAGAGCAAAACCCCGUCUUCUUUGGAUGAUGUUGAAGCAAAGCUGAAAGCUUUAAAGCUUAAGUAUGGUACUCCUCAUGCUAAAACCCCCACAGCGAAAAACGCUGUUAAACUUUACCUUCAUGUUGGUGGGAACACUGCGAAUUCCAAAUGGGUAGUUUCUGAUAAGGUGACAGCUUAUUCGUUUGUUAAAUCGGGUAGUGAGGAUGGAUCGGAUGAUGAUGAAAAUGAAGAAACUGAGGAGAAUGCUUGGUGGGUUUUGAAAAUUGGGUCGAAGGUUCGGGCUAAGAUUGAUGAGAAUUUGCAGCUCAAGGCAUUUAAGGAGCAGAAAAGGGUGGAUUUUGUGGCGAAUGGGGUUUGGGCUGUGAGAUUCUUUGGGGAGGAAGAGUAUAAGGCGUUCAUUGACUUAUAUCAGAGCUGUUUGUUUGAGAAUACUUAUGGGUUUGAGGCAAAUGAUGAGAAUAGAGUUAAGGUGUAUGGUAAAGACUUUAUGGGGUGGGCAAAUCCAGAAGCUGCGGAUGAUUCAAUGUGGGAGGAUGCUGGGGAUAGCUUCGCGAAGAGCCCUGCGUCUGAAAAGAAGACACCUUUGAGGGUUAACCAUGAUUUGAGGGAGGAGUUUGAGGAGGCAGCUAAAGGAGGAGCUAUUCAGAGCUUGGCAUUAGGUGCAUUGGAUAAUAGUUUUCUUAUAAGUGAUUCUGGAAUUCAGGUUGUGAGGAACUAUACUCAUGGAAUAAGUGGAAAAGGUGUUUGUGUCAAUUUUGAUAAGGAAAGGUCUGCUGUACCUAAUUCCACUCCAAGGAAAGCUCUACUUCUAAGAGCUGAGACUAAUAUGCUUCUCAUGAGUCCAGUGACUGAUAGAAAGCCUCACUCUCGGGGAUUACAUCAGUUUGAUAUCGAGACUGGGAAGGUUGUUAGCGAGUGGAAGUUUGAGAAAGAUGGAACUGAUAUCACGAUGAGGGAUAUCACUAAUGAUAGCAAAGGAGCUCAGAUGGAUCCUUCGGGGUCUACUUUCUUAGGGCUAGAUGAUAACAGAUUGUGUAGGUGGGAUAUGCGUGAUCGGCAUGGGAUGGUCCAGAAUCUAGUUGAUGAAAGUACUCCUGUGCUGAAUUGGACUCAAGGACAUCAAUUUUCGAGGGGAACUAACUUUCAGUGCUUUGCUACUACUGGUGAUGGAUCAAUUGUUGUUGGUUCACUUGAUGGCAAGAUUAGAUUGUACUCAAGCAGUUCCAUGAGACAGGCUAAAACUGCUUUUCCAGGCCUUGGUUCUCCUAUCACUCAUGUGGAUGUUACCUAUGAUGGGAAGUGGAUAUUGGGGACAACUGAUACUUACUUGAUAUUGAUAUGCACCUUGUUUAUCGACAAGAAUGGAACUACUAAGACUGGUUUUGCUGGUCGCAUGGGAAAUAAGAUUUCCGCUCCAAGAUUGUUAAAGCUAAACCCUCUCGAUUCACAUAUGGCUGGAGCUAACAAGUUCCGCAGUGCUCAAUUUUCAUGGGUCACCGAGAAUGGGAAGCAAGAGCGCCACCUCGUUGCUACUGUUGGGAAGUUUAGUGUGAUCUGGAAUUUUCAACAGGUGAAGGAUGGUUCUCAUGAGUGUUACCAGAAUCAGGUUGGGUUGAAGAGCUGCUAUUGUUACAAGAUAGUCCUAAGAGACGACUCUAUUGUAGAAAGUCGUUUCAUGCAUGACAAGUACGCUGUUUCUGACUCACCUGAAGCACCACUGGUGGUAGCAACCCCCAUGAAAGUCAGCUCAUUCAGCAUCUCUAGCAGGCGCUUACAAAUUUGAACAAUCAUUCUGUUCAUAUAUGCAACUUAUUAGAUUUAUCUGUAGCAGAAUUAGUGUCUCUCACACUAAGUAGCUUGAAAAACUGCACAUCUGCAAAUCAUUUCCAGUUCAAUGUAUUACUACUUUAGUUU
Messenger RNA from Solanum lycopersicum (tomato), 2105 nucleotides. RefSeq names its product dem protein (gene dem). Lineage: Eukaryota; Viridiplantae; Streptophyta; Magnoliopsida; Solanales; Solanaceae. Gene Ontology annotation, cellular component: nucleus; cytoplasm. The record is from RefSeq and is marked provisional. Gene Ontology annotation, molecular function: protein binding.